Meloidogyne enterolobii is the source of this 2790-nucleotide messenger RNA. NCBI's taxonomy places the organism in Eukaryota, Metazoa, Nematoda, Chromadorea, Rhabditida, Meloidogynidae. The record is from the annotation of a GenBank genome assembly.
AAAAUGGAAAUUAAAAAUUCUAUGCGUCAAUGGCGCUCACACAACGUUAAUAUAAUUAGUAAUGAAUUACCCAUCAUUGAAUUAAAUAAUAAAGGGGUGAUUUAUCCGUUCUUGGGGAAAGAUCACCCCUUCUCCAACUUUGCGUAUGCUAAAUUUAACUACGACAACUAUGAGUGGGGCUGCACUGAACAAGCAUAUGUAGCAGCCAAGGCAGCCUUUUUCAAUCGUGGGGAUAUUCUGAAUCAGGUGAAAGGGAUGACUCACAUGGAUGAGGUGAGUGAGUUAACAAAUAAGAGUAGAAAAAUUAUUGCCUCUAACGGGGCGCAAACAACGUUCAAAGGUGUUCACCCAAGAGAGUAUAAAUUUUUAGGAAAAGAAAUAGAAGGUAAUAAAAAACAAAGGGAGGAAUGGAAUGAAAAGAGUGAACAAAUACUCGAAGCAUUAGUAAUCCAAAAAUUCACACAAAAUAAACAUUUAGGGGAGUUAUUAAUUGGUACAAAAGAUAAUUGGAUAGUAGAAGCAAAUGGGAAUGACCCAAUUUGGGGUGUUGGGAAAUAUCAAAAUGAUCCGAGUCUUAAAGACUGGUCGCCAAACUCGAAGGAGUUUGGAUUGAAUAAAAUGGGAAAAAUACUAGUAAAGGUGCGUGAAAUUAUAAAAGGUAACAUUCAAUCUCAAGAGUGUCAAGAGGUAAUUCCUGAAGACCCAAGUGGAGUAAAUAAUAAUCAGUCAUCGCACGGUGACAAUACAACGUUUGUAAUAGAUACGGUAAUGGACCAGCAAAAAGAAAGGACAUCUAAUGAGUGGGCCACAUCGAGUUCGGGGUGGGAAAAUACUCCUAACAAAGAAACGGAAAAGAACACCCAGGAAGAGUCGGGAAUCAACCCAAAUGAUCUCCCAGAUGAAUGCAGGGUUACGGCUAGUCCUGACGCUGAUACAGGUGACCCCACGUUAAAGGAUAAAGGGGUACCGAAAUAUUUAAUCGCAAGGGCAGUCGAAGAUCGGGUAAUUGGUGCGAGGAUUUCUGGAGUAGGUCCGUUUUUCAUGGAAAUUCCAGACACUGUCUUUACAAACCCAAGUCGUAGGCUACAAAUGGGUGAUUUGGUAUUCGUUGAGGAGUGGGAAGUCAGAGAAGGGUUUGAAAAAUUGGGUAAGUUAGCAGUUGACUAUAUGCAGGAUUAUUCUGGAAGGUAUACGCCUUGGAUGACUUCUGGCUCAAUACAACACCAAGCGACGGCAACAAAAGCCGAAAUGGUACUUCUAAGACCUGGAAAUUGGGUAACAGGCAUAAUAGAAAAUAUUAAAAUGAAAAGGGGCAAACUCUUAUCGGCUGAGGUAAUGGCCCCAAACAUGUUAAGAAGCCAGCUAAUAAACACUAGACAAAUGACACAAAUUCGUCCCCAUCAAUUGAAAAAAGGAGGAAUUAUUGAAGUAGAAUUAGCCAAAGUAAUUAACCCGCAGGUGUGGAGAAUGGGGAACAACUAUAUAUUACCCGAAAAGACUCCGUUUAAAAGGGGAGAUGAAUAUUGGGCACAUCAGAACGAUGUUAUAAUUGGUUUGAGGCCCUCAAGAGUUCAAGAAAAAUACCCAAUAAUGCCAACACACACUAAAGACCAACAAGAAAAAACUAUGGCAGCAUUAGCCGCAGUUGCUGCGUGUCAUCGUAAUCGUGAGGACCAAGCUCUUAGAAAAUGUGCAGUAGUAACAACGCUUAACUGGUCCGCUGAAGAUCGUGCGCGAGAAAAAACUCUGGAAAACACUCUAGAGUUAUGGUUCUCAUACAGACCGAAUACCCUCGCAGACUUGGAAGCGUACACGAGUGCUUUUGAUGCGGACACUCCGUGUUUAAUAAAAGUAAAUGAUCCGGACUUGAAACCUUGUGCGAAAGGUGAAGUAAAAGAAAUCACAAAGGGUGUCAAUGCAGAAGGAUUUUGGUUUGAAGUACUACUCAGGGCACGUCAUGAGGAAGCCCAUAACUAUGAAAGUAGCUACGAACAUUGGGAAGGUAUCAUCGGUGAAGGUUGGGAAGUGCAGAUAACACCAAUCGCCAAUCUCAAAAGGCUCCAACGUAGGGAGGACGUUCUGUCUAGUGGGUUCCCAUUAUCAUUGGCCCACUCAGGUCACAUGGUUGCCCCAAUUUUACGUACUUUAAUAGGUAUUGAAGGUGACCCACCACUCCCAUGCACGUUUAAUCCUUUAGAAAAUGAUCACCCGGCAAUGAGAAGGCUAAAUCCACAACAACUUGAAACGGUAAAAUUAUUUCUGGAUGGGGAGACGCGCCUGCUUUACCAGCAGGCGCCUCCCGGAGCGGGCAAAACAUUAGUUUCAGGAGUCGCUAUAGCGGCAGCUAUCAGACGCCAUCCUGAUGCAGUUGUACUGGCAGUGGCCCCAAUUAAUGUUGCAGUGUGUGAGUUGGCCGAGGACACAACCAAGGCCAUGUCCGUAGCAGGUGAGGUUGUUCCAAUGCUUGCUUUAUUCUCUGGUAGUGGAAAGUUUAAAUACCAACAGAGAAUUGAACAGGUAGGUAGUCACUUAUUGGUUUGGAGAAUAAAGGAUGAGGACAUUAGGGAUCCAUUGAUGGCCCGAGCUGGGAAAAAGGUUGAAAGGUAUGAGCGUGAUGUGAAGGUUGCACCUAAAAUAGCCCAAGAGAGAACAGUGGCAUUUGAGUUAACCCAAAUCAAAAAGUUUAAGGUCAUAUUUAUGACACACUCUUUGGCAGAAGAACUCCAACUCUUUCUCGACGCCAGUCCUGAUAGUCCAGAUCCGAAGAAGGAGUGUGUCACAAUUUCCUAA